Aspergillus affinis is the source of this 1338-nucleotide messenger RNA. Its product is annotated as DHHC family palmitoyltransferase. Gene Ontology annotation, biological process: protein targeting to membrane; peptidyl-L-cysteine S-palmitoylation. The record is from RefSeq and is a predicted model, not a curated record. Lineage: Eukaryota; Fungi; Ascomycota; Eurotiomycetes; Eurotiales; Aspergillaceae. Gene Ontology annotation, cellular component: endoplasmic reticulum; Golgi apparatus. Bases 1 to 1338 code for a protein of 445 amino acids. The transcript is spliced from 5 exons. Gene Ontology annotation, molecular function: protein-cysteine S-palmitoyltransferase activity.
AUGGCGCGCCCAGACCGGCGCGUGAAUUUAGCUGUAGCUAGAGUUAUUCCUGUGGUCUUGCUAGGCGCAGUGAUCUAUGCUUCCUAUGCUAUCACCAAACCACUAUGCAUCGACUACCUCCUCCAUCCUCUUCCGAAGUAUGAUCGUCGUCCUCGAACUGGUGCUGGUAUCGCCAUCAUUGUGAUAUACUACGUACUUCUCUUUCCGGUCGUCGCGACAUACAUUCGACUUCUAUAUAAUGUCAUUUGGAACCCCGGGUUACUGCCUCGAAAGUCCCCACCUGCCCCGACUUCGCAAGGCGCCGAACGACCGCAUAGCCGUCGACGAGAUAGCCAAGGACGGAGACGGAGUCAUGAACCAGCGAGGUCAACCGAGAAGUUCGAAGGUGCCGGCACCGACGUCGAACAGGGACUAGAGUAUAAUGCCGGAAGUCCGGCCUUCCAGAUAGACCUGGCGGGGCUGGAAAACUUUUACAAGAAAGAUGUUUUCGUUUGCCAGCCGGAUGGACGGCCUCUCUAUUGCUCUACGUGUUGCCAUUAUAAACCAGAUCGCGCGCAUCAUUGUCGCGAGGUGGACCGGUGUGUCCGGAAGAUGGACCACUUUUGUCCAUGGGUCGGAGGUGUUGUCUCUGAAACAUCGUUCAAAUUCUUCAUUCAAUUCGUCUUCUAUACUAUGGUUUUUUGCCUAUUUUGUUUAAUCGUGUGCGCGUACUUUGUCGCCGAGAUAAAACGAGACAGUGGCUCUGUUAAUCCCCAUUGGGCUGUUGGUAUUGGACUGAGCGGUCUUUUUGGAUUAUUCACUUUUGGCAUGACCUUAAGCUCCUUACAACUGGGCAUGUUUAACCUCUCCACAAUCGAGAACAUCAAUCGCCAUUCGGCUGUCUGGACCCUAGCCAUCCGCGUGCCCAAUCACGUCCUGGCAAAACUUCAUCCGGAGACGCAAUGGGCUCCGACAUUUCGCACCAUCACAUACCCUCUCCCAUCCAUGCCUCCUCAUGCUGAACCCGGCACAGAAUACCAGCACUAUCCGCCGCCUACAGAGCAGCACGUGUUCGCCAUUCUCCAGACCCAACCCGGCGCCAAUCCCUUCGACCUAGGCAGUCCCAUCAAGAACCUUCAACAGAUCAUGGGCUACUCGCUGUUCGACUGGAUGCUUCCUCUUAAACACAGUCCCUGUGCGGACCACACGAACCAAGAAAGCACCUUUGCAUUUGGUCCUGUGGUCUCAAGGCUCAAACAGGACGCGGGACUCGAUUCCUCGAUCGAGACCGAGGACGAGCUAGCAGAGCAAAGACCGAAACAUAAACGAAAACGACGAAAACAUAGACGUCGAGAGUGA